Molecule: messenger RNA, 573 nt
Organism: Aphis gossypii (cotton aphid)
Lineage: Eukaryota; Metazoa; Arthropoda; Insecta; Hemiptera; Aphididae
Product: ATP-dependent DNA helicase pif1-like
Exons: 1
Coding region: 15-536 (173 amino acids)
Source: RefSeq, a predicted model, not a curated record
UUACAGGCGAAUUGAUGAUAUAUAAAUCAGUUGAUUCGGCUACUAAUCAAGAUGAUGUAGUCAACUAUCCACCGGAAUUUUUAAACUCGCUGGAUUUGCCAGGAUUGCCACCUCACAAUCUUCAAUUAAAGGUUGGAUCGGUGGUUAUAAUGUUGCGAAAUAUCAACCAACCGCGUCUUUGCAACGGUACACGGUUAGCGAUAAAAAAAUUACUAAACAAUGUGAUAGAAGCAACUAUACUCAAAGGAAAGUAUAAAGGAGAAGAUGUUCUCAUACCGCGCAUCCCAAUGAUUCCGACUGAUGUGCCAUUUGAGUUUAAACGACUACAGUUUCCAGUGCGUCUUGCUUUUGCUAUGACUAUAAACAAGUCCCAGGGGCAAUCAUUAAGUGUUUGUGGUAUUAAUCUAGAAAACCCAUGUUUCUCACAUGGUCAAUUGUAUGUUGCCUGUUCCCGUGUUGGAAAACCAUCAGAUUUGUUUAUCUAUGCGCCAGGUAAUCAAACAAGAAACAUCGUAUACCACAAAGUACUACAAUGAUAAUAAUAAUAAUUAUGAUUCACAUGAUUAACAAUAA